Messenger RNA from Petromyzon marinus (sea lamprey), 1389 nucleotides. Its product is annotated as carbohydrate sulfotransferase 6-like. The record is from RefSeq and is a predicted model, not a curated record. Gene Ontology annotation, biological process: sulfur compound metabolic process; N-acetylglucosamine metabolic process. Lineage: Eukaryota; Metazoa; Chordata; Hyperoartia; Petromyzontiformes; Petromyzontidae. Gene Ontology annotation, molecular function: N-acetylglucosamine 6-O-sulfotransferase activity.
GGUAAUCUGCCGCGGUCUGGGAAACUCUGCAGGGGAGGGGAAGAGACGGAGAGAUAGAGAACGCCUUCUGGAGAAAAUGCAGUGCAUAGGAGGGGCAGGAGGGGGAAGAGAGCGAGAGGUUCGGUCGAGAGAGUUAAGGGGAGAGUUGAGGAGAAGACUAGUUGUUGUUCUAGCGCUAUUGCCAUGGCGUUCCCGUCGUGUCGCCAUCUGCUGCUGGGGUUCUUCGCUCUCUCUCUCGCCGUCAUCGUCUCCAUGCUCUACCAAGCGCCGGGCCUGGCGCGAACCGUUCCGUGGCGGCUGCUGGGCGCUUGCAGCACACCCACACAGGCGCCGCAACCGCCGCAGCAGCGGACCAACACCCUCAUCCUGUCCAGCUGGCGCUCUGGCUCGUCUUUCCUGGGCCAGGUGUUUAACCAGCACCCCGAAGUGUUCUACCUGAUGGAGCCCUUGAAGCACGUGUGGACCGCCGUGCCCACGAGCGGCGAGCGGGCGCUGCGGGGUGCCACGCGCGACCUCCUGCGCUCGCUGUGUGCCUGCGACGAGACGGCGCUGGAGUUUUACAUCGCUCCACCUCGCCGACUCGGCUCUCUCUUCCUCUUCCACCACAGCGCGGCUCUCUGCCGGCUCCCUGCGUGCUCCGCCGCCACCGCGGCCAACGCGAGCGGCGCCCUCGGGUGCCAGCAGCGGUGCAGCGCCGCGCCCUUCGCGGGGAUCGCCCGCGCGUGCGAGCGGAGCCGCCACGGGGUCGUCAAGAGCGUGCGGCUCUUCGACGCGCGCGCCCUGCGUCCCCUCGUGGCCGACCCCGGCGUGCGCCUCCGGAUCAUCCACCUGGUGCGGGACCCGCGCGCCGUCUUUGCGUCGCGCCGCAAGCUGUCGCGCCUCAGCCUCGAGGGCGACGACCGCGCGGUGCUGGGCCACGCCGACGCCGGCCGCCCGUCGCGCGACGUCGACGUGAUGGAGGCGAUCUGCCGGAGCAACGACGACGUUGCCGCCGCCGCCGCCGAGGGAGGUCGCCGGGAGGGGAGGACGCCGGGAGUCGACGGGGGGGGGCUAGGCGGCGCCUACAUGGCGGUGCGCUACGAGGACCUGGUGAGCGAGCCCGCGAGGACGACGGGGGAGAUGUUCCGCUUUGCCGGCAUCGAGCUGCCCGACGCCGUGGCGGCCUGGGUCGAGCUCAUGACGCACGGGCAGAGCGACGGCGCGGGAGAGUUCGACGUGGUGAGUUUGCAGUCGCCCGCCGUGGCGCGCAAGUGGCGCCGGAGCCUCCCUUUCGAGGAGGCGCGCGCCGUGCAGAGCGCAUGCCGCGCGGCCAUGCGGAGGUUCCGCUAUCGCGAGUUCGCGAGCGAGGGCGAACUCCGCAACGCGAGUAUCGACGCCUUCUACAGAUAG